Molecule: messenger RNA, 1184 nt
Organism: Pollicipes pollicipes
Lineage: Eukaryota; Metazoa; Arthropoda; Thecostraca; Pollicipedomorpha; Pollicipedidae
Product: ADP-ribosylation factor 4
Exons: 2
Coding region: 116-673 (185 amino acids)
Molecular function (GO): GTPase activity; GTP binding
Source: RefSeq, a predicted model, not a curated record
GUGAAGGCGAGGAGAAGGAGACAACUGAGGAGCCGUACGAAGUCUGACCCGUGGCUCACCAGUCCUCUGACGGCUGCUCUUCACCGCCUGAGAAGCUGUAGCUGCCCCGUGAGAGAUGGGUCUGCUGCUGUCACGAGUGCUGGAGGCGCUGGACGGCCUGGUGCACAGCCGUGAGCCGGUCCGUAUCCUGCUGCUCGGCCUGGACGCGGCCGGCAAGACCACCAUCCUGCACCGGCUCAAGCUGGGCGAGGUCGUCACCACCAUCCCCACCAUCGGCUUCAACGUCGAGACGAUCGAGUACCGCAACAUCAGCUUCACCGUCUGGGACGUCGGCGGCCAGAAGGUCAUCCGUCCACUCUGGCACCACUACUUCAGCAACUCCAAGGGCCUCAUCUACGUGGUUGACUCACUGGACCGUGAGCGUAUCCAGGAGGCCGCUGACGAGCUCCGAGACAUGCUGCAGCAUCAUGAACUGCAGCACAUACCGGUGGUCGUUCUGGCCAACAAGCAGGACAUGCCUCGAGUCAUGACUCCAAGCGAGGUCACCGAACGACUGGACCUCUGCAAGCUGACCCAGCAGCCGUGGCACGUGCAGGCUACUUCAGCCACGCAGGGCGAGGGCCUGUACGAGGCCCUGGAUUGGCUCUCCAGGGAAAUCGGAAGGAGGCGCUAGGCCCGGCCCCAAGUGAAAAGCACAAAACAACCGACGCGGCCCGAACCGUACCAGAGUAUUGCAUAACCUCAAAGAUCAGAACGACACGCAGUCAAGUUUUGGUGACUUCAACGCAAGUAAUUGGAGCCAACUCUGUCGCUGUAAUGUCACGUGGUCUGAUUCGAAAAUGUUUCGCAGUCCGAUCGAACUGCACUGUUUUUUCCAUCACUGCGUUAGCAUAUCCAAUGACACACCUGCCUUACCUGCCUGUCUAUUCCUGGCACUCCCACAUAUCUGCCUUUUCACCGCUUGCCUGCCUUUGCCUCUACCUGCCUCUGCCGCUUGUCAUUUCAAACACUAUUCCGCCGGUCGAAAACACCGAACGCAAUCCAGAAUUUCUGUUCCCAUGUAUCUGUUAUCUGUUCUACAUUCCUCUGCGAGAUCAUACCGUUCUGCACCCGUACAAUCAGUCUGUUUUCCCCAUCCUGGUCACAGUUAGAUCAGCCUGCCCACCGCCCCGCCCGUCGCGGUG